This is a messenger RNA of Oncorhynchus nerka (sockeye salmon), 3509 nucleotides long. RefSeq names its product neurturin. The coding region runs from base 388 to 1116 and encodes 242 amino acids. The record is from RefSeq and is a predicted model, not a curated record. The transcript is spliced from 4 exons. Gene Ontology annotation, molecular function: receptor tyrosine kinase binding; growth factor activity; glial cell-derived neurotrophic factor receptor binding. Gene Ontology annotation, biological process: peripheral nervous system development. NCBI's taxonomy places the organism in Eukaryota, Metazoa, Chordata, Actinopteri, Salmoniformes, Salmonidae.
CUGAGCCAACUCACAUCUGUAUUUGGAGCUACAAUUUAACACUAACAUCUGCAGUUUUCAGUGAAGAAAGAGGGAGACUAUUUCUAUUCAAUGAGAACGAUACCUGUGACGCGGACCAUAACGCAUCUCGGGCGCAUCCAUUGUGGAACAUACAGAGAAUCCCAUGAUCAAGUGAAGUUCUGUAUGGAACUCUUAUCAUAGCCUGUCUAUCUGGAAGUUUUUCAGAAAACUUUGGCUGCAUAUUUUUAAUUAAAAUUAAGAUUGCGCAAGUAUGCCAGUGUAUGUAAGAGAGGAAUCCAGAGAAAUAUUUCUAAGGAAUAAAGUGCAAUUGCAUUUAGAUUGUUUUGGUCUUAUAAGGUUGAUAUUUGUCUGCUCACACACACGUCCAUGAUUGGGAAGGUUGUCGGAGUCGGUGAAGAUGGAAAAAUGUGGAAGAGGCAGGAAGUGUCAACUGCCAAAUAUCACCUGAGGAACUGGAAGAUGAUGCUGUGGGUGGUAGCCUCUCUGCUGACCCUGAUAGAGGGGGUGUUCUCUGAGGAGGACCCAAAGGAGGCCCACACUGAGCAGCUCCGAGCCCAGGAGAGGACCACCACCGCUGGGACCUGGCUCCCAGACCACUACCCAGAGGUCCACGAGCUGGAAGAGAAGAGGGGCGGCCAUGGCCAGGCCUCCUGGCCUAGUCUUUUCGAGAACCCAGGUCUUGAGGGCGACGGAGAGGGCUAUCCGAGCAGGUGGCAACGCUCACCUCCAGACCCUGACCCAGACCCCGAACCCUCCCGUAGAGGCUCUCGCAAGAAAAGCAAAAAGCCCAAGAACAGCAGCCGGGACUGCCGCAUGGAGAAGAAGGAGAUGCGUGUCAGAGACCUGGGCCUAGGCUUUGACUCGGAUGAGAUCAUCCUGUUUAAGUACUGUGUGGGGACGUGCUCGAGCUCCCGUAAGAACUACGACCUGGCCCUUAAGGCCCUGAUGGAGAACGAGAGUAUCCCCAGCAGGAAGGUGAGCGCCCACCCCUGCUGCCGGCCAACCCGCUACGAGACUGUCUCCUUCAUGGAUGCCCAGACUAUAUGGCAGACCAUCAAGUGGCUGUCAGCGGCUAACUGUAGCUGUGUGGGGUGACGGCCAGGGAGUAAAAGGAAGUCUACCUGCAGAACACACAUGCAUAAAGAAACUCCAGGGUGAAGAGAGGAAGUGGCUAAGAUGCCUUCACUGUGGGCGUGUUGGGCAUAAAUGGUGGAUCAGAGUCUGGACCGAAGCCUUGGCCCAACGGCUGGGUUUCAACCUGACGCGGAUCCACUUUGGAUUAACCAGUCUUCUCGGGUAGGGAAAGCACGGAUGCAAGAUAGAGAUACAUCCUAUCAAAUCCCUAUGUUUAACAGAGGAGUUACAUCCUCGGUCAGAACCCCGGAUUCACGGCUCUGGAGACUGGUGAGGAAUGGAGUUCCUGGGCAGGGACUGGGGUGGUUAGGACUGGGGUGGUUAGGACUGAGGUGGUUAGGACUGGUUGUCUCCCUCCCUGUGCUGACAGCAAGGUGCUCAAAAAAGAGGAGAUGGUGAAGCAAAAGCCUUGGACCAUUGGACCUUAACUCUGAACCAGAAGAGGAGCAUUUUGGGUUACAUGGCACCUGACCGUAAAGAGGGCAAACAGUUUGAAGAACAAAUACUUGUGAAGAAAUAUUAAGAAGUUAAGUUUUUUGGUUUCGAAGGCUCUCCAAUAAGACCAAAAUAACUAUGAGAUGUAAUGCAUUUUUAUGUUUCCUUCUUCAAUGGCAGCUCAUCCACAUAGGGAUUGGUCAUAGCAAGGUAGCUUUGAGCCAACCGUAGUACAUCUCCCAUCUCCAAGUGUUUCAUCAUGGCAUUCAGUUGAUUCCUAUCACUAAGCACACAUCUACUCUUACUUUAGUAACUCAUGCAUGCUUUGAGAACAAUACCAAAACGGUAUCAACUGUACCUACUUAGAUUAUCUGUAAAGUCUAGCAGAAUCUGAAGCACUUGUUUGUAGCUUGGCCCAACUUGUUUACUGUACAUGUCUAUAAACAGUGUGUUGUAGGAUGCCAUCACAGGGCCAAGGUCAGUCAUGGCCCAGCCAUACCUCAUGCUGCCUGACACACAGCUUUCAUCACAUGGUUUAUUUUCAGCUCUGAACGUGGCACUUCACCGCUGUCAAUUUAACUUUUUGGAUUACAAAGAUAAUUGAGCAUAUUGACAACUGUUAUUCAGAAUGUGCUUAUCAUACUUUGUACCAUGAUAGUAUACUGUAAAUAUCUCAUAUUGCAUAAUUUAUCUAUGUUAUGUUUCUUAUGGACAAACCGAACUCUUCAUUGACACCACUCUGUUGCAUCUGUGUUGAAGGAACAUUUGAGUGGACCCCAUAUGUCCAUAAUGUAUUCUGAUUGGCUGCCUCUCCACACCUGACCAUUGAAAUGGAGACAUACAGCAGAGAGAAUAAGACAUAAUGUACUGUAGAUACAGUGUAUAAAAACAAGGGGAAAGUUUACGAACUAAUGUAUCCCACAUAUUGCAUUCUAGUAUAUUUAUGUAUUUAUAAAGUAUUGUAUAAACUGUAGCUCCCUUUCUGUGUUCUUUAGAUUGUUGAUGGUUAAGCGACAGUGUAGGUGUUGAGAAACAUAUAUUCAUAUCAAGUGGUGUUAAGAAAAUAAAAGUGAAGCAUUAUUUUUGUUCAACUGUUGGAGUUUGUACAGUAGAUUUUCAUAAAGAAAUGUUCAUCUGUUUGUAGUAGGCUAUGUACAUUGUGUACAUUGUGCCUAGUUCUCAGGAUCAUGCUGUUAUGUUUUACAUUCGCUGAAAGACAUAUCUCCUCAAUCUCUUUUAUAGUUAGAUAUCAUCUGGAGAACUAUUGUUUAUUAUAGAAAUGUUAUGAUCAAUCUUUCAAGAAGUGUUUGUAUUCACAAUAAUCAACCAUCAAGAGUCUAUUGAAAGAUGUAUCCAUACAUUGUUAUUAUAUCCAUGAUGUCAUUCAUUGUCUCAAUCUGUGUUUCCUACCCAGAUCCCACCACCAAUGGUAGGCCUACUAAAGUUGAACCAAAACAUGUACUGAGAUUUUAACCAUGUGCUUCAACCGUAACACAUACAGAGAUUUUGUGUUUGCUAGUUGUUCACAGAAAUAUGUUUAGGGACUGGCAAAGUGUAAACACAGAUGAUAACUGGUCUUUAUUCUGCCUUCAGUAUAUGUACGGUUUGUGGUUAUAUUAAGCUGCAGCAUCUGGUGUGCAUUUAAUCUGCAAACAUGGGGCCUUCACCCAUUGUUUAGGUCCAAACUUAACUUCCCUGUUAGAUGCCAUGCAUCUCAUCAUCGCCGAAUUGUACAUUAGGGAAAGUAUUUAUUACAUUUCAAUUAUUUAUUUAUUGUAAUUUUAUGUGAUACACUUGUUGUUACAAAUAUCAGAUGUUUAUAAUUUAUGAAGUGGCCAUGUAUGCUUUAUUUUCUUUUACUAUUGUCUUCUCUGUGGAAAGAGCAAGAAUGUUUCCAAGCAACAAGUCUCUGCCCCCCC